ACUUCCGUCGAAAUGCUGUCUUUUUCGGUCCGCUACUAUUUUAUGGUGGACGUUUACUGCUGUUGCAGAAAUAUAAUUUAGGAAUUUUGGUGUAUAUAAGCACUUAAAAUGAGUUUAGCCAACGCUAGACCUUUGGUAUCCGUUUACACGGAAAAAAAUGAGCAAGUGAAAGAAAAAAACAUUUGCCUUCCAUCUGUAUUCAAGGCUCCAAUUCGCCCAGAUGUUGUAAAUGAAAUUCACCAAUUGAUGCGUCGUAAUAAGCGCCAGGCAUAUGCCGUUAGCGAGCAAGCAGGUCAUCAAACUUCUGCUGAAUCUUGGGGUACUGGUCGUGCUGUUGCCCGUAUUCCUCGUGUGCGUGGUGGUGGUACUCACCGUUCCGGUCAGGGUGCUUUUGGUAAUAUGUGUCGUGGUGGUCGUAUGUUUGCACCUACUAAAACUUUCCGUCGUUGGCACCGUAAAAUCAACGUUAACCAACGUCGUUAUGCUUUGGUAUCUGCUAUAGCUGCUUCUGGUGUUCCAGCUCUUGUACAAUCUAAAGGUCACAUCAUUGAUGGUGUAUCUGAAUUUCCAUUGGUUGUAUCAGAUAAUGUACAAAAACUGCAAAAAACCAAACAAGCUGUUGAAUUCCUCAGACGUUUGAGAAUCUGGGCUGAUAUUCAAAAAGUUUACAAGUCUCAACGUUUCCGUGCAGGCCGUGGUACAAUGCGUGAUCGUCGUCGUAUUGCUCGUCGUGGACCUUUGGUUGUAUAUUACAAGGAUGAAGGUCUUCGUCGUGCCUUCCGCAAUAUCCCUGGUAUUGAAACCAUGAACGUGGAUAAAAUGAAUUUAUUGAAAUUGGCACCUGGUGGUCAUGUUGGUCGUUUUGUUAUCUGGACUGAAUCUGCUUUUGCUCGCUUGAACGAACUUUUCGGUUCAUGGAAGAAACCAUCGACUCUGAAAAAGGGUUACAACUUACCACAACCGAAGAUGGCAAAUACUGAUUUGACUCGUUUGCUUAAAUCUGAAGAAAUCAGAAAAGUUUUACGUGAUCCACGUAAGACAGUUUUCCGUCGUGUACGUCGUCUUAAUCCAUUAUCUAACGUACGUCAGCUUAUUAAAUUGAAUCCUUAUGCUGAGGUCCUAAGACGUCGUGCUGCUCUGGCUGCAGAAAAGCGAACAAUUACUAAAAUUGUUAACAAUGCUAAAAAAAGGAACGUUGAAUUGGCAAAAUCACAUUUCGCUAGCGUUGCCACCAAAGCAGCAGCCAAUCGCACUAAAUUGAUUCAAAAGGCAUUAGUUGAACGCAAAAAGAAGGCAGCAGCUACUAAGAAGGCUGCACCAGCAAAAAAGUAAACUGAUCUUUACUUAAUUAAAGUUAUUGCUUUCUUCUUUUUUAUACAUAUAACAUGUAUGAAUUUUAUUCAUAAUACACUAUAAAAUAACUAAAA
This is a messenger RNA of Teleopsis dalmanni, 1427 nucleotides long. RefSeq names its product 60S ribosomal protein L4 (gene RpL4). Gene Ontology annotation, molecular function: RNA binding; structural constituent of ribosome. The record is from RefSeq and is a predicted model, not a curated record. Gene Ontology annotation, biological process: translation. Lineage: Eukaryota; Metazoa; Arthropoda; Insecta; Diptera; Diopsidae. Gene Ontology annotation, cellular component: cytosolic large ribosomal subunit; ribosome. The transcript is spliced from 4 exons. The coding region runs from base 109 to 1332 and encodes 407 amino acids.